Messenger RNA from Ostertagia ostertagi, 222 nucleotides. Lineage: Eukaryota; Metazoa; Nematoda; Chromadorea; Rhabditida; Trichostrongylidae. The record is from the annotation of a GenBank genome assembly.
AUGAUUCGAUACAAGAAUUCAUCAAGGCGUUCCCACAAGGACAAGACAGGCACCUUAUCAGAUGACGAUCUAUCGGACGACGAUUUCGAGAAUCUCACAACGCAACGUUCGUUCUACAUCGAUGCUGUAUGUGGUCAAGAGGACUCGCCGAUUGAAGACGAACGCGAGCUGCAACAGUGGGUGGAGAGGGAAGCACGAAAUCUCGGACUACUCGACAAAUAG